Molecule: messenger RNA, 1680 nt
Organism: Penicillium bovifimosum
Lineage: Eukaryota; Fungi; Ascomycota; Eurotiomycetes; Eurotiales; Aspergillaceae
Product: sugar porter family MFS transporter
Exons: 4
Coding region: 1-1680 (559 amino acids)
Biological process (GO): carbohydrate transport; transmembrane transport
Cellular component (GO): membrane
Molecular function (GO): carbohydrate:proton symporter activity
Source: RefSeq, a predicted model, not a curated record
AUGACAGUCCGAUCCUCCACAGACGUGGAGUCUGCUCCGCGCGUUCAACUCGUCAAGAAAUCCAUGUGGCAGUCUAUCUUCGACAACCCUAAGGUUCUUGCCAUUGCCUUCUUUGCUUCAUUCGGAGGUUUUGAAUAUGGCUACCAACAAGGUGUACUAGGCCAGUCCCUGGUCAUGACCCGCUUCAUAGACAACUUCCCCACAGUCGUCGCCUCAUCAACAUCAACAGGCUGGUUAACCUCAGUCCUGCAACUGGGCGGUAUCGUCGGCUCCCUGUCAGCCGGUAUUAUCGGCGAGAUCUACUCGCGCAAAUACACCAUGUUCUUCGCCUGCUGCUGGGUUAUCCUCGGCAGCUACCUCUACAUCGGUGCGACAGCCGGCAACCCCUCUCUCCUGUAUGCUGGCCGUUUCUUCACCGGCCUCGGUGUCGGUCUAUUCAGCGGUGUUGGUCCUCUCUACAAUGCCGAACUGGCAGCCCCCGAGAUGCGCGGUCUGCUCGUCUCCUUCUACCAAUUCGCUACUAUUCUCGGUAUCAUGAUUUCCUUCUGGGUCGGCUACGGCAGCAACAACAUCGGCGGCACGGGUGACACGCAGUCUGAUCUUGCGUGGCGCUUGCCUUCCAUCAUUCAGGGUAUUCCUGCUGUUGCGCUGGCUUGCGGUAUCUGGUUCAUGCCUUUCUCGCCCCGUUGGCUGGUUAAGCAGGGCCGUGAUGAGGAGGCUCAGAGUACGCUUGCUUGGAUGCGCAAGCUUCCUGUUGAGCACGAGCUUGUGCAGAUGGAGUACCUCGAAAUCAAGGCUGAGGCUGUCUUUGAGAAGCGCGCGUUUGCUAUCGCUUCGCCUAAGCUUGCGGAUAAGGAGAAGAGCAGCGUUUUCAUGAACCAGAUUGCGCAGUAUACCAACUGCUUCCGCACGAUGGAUAACUUCAAGCGUGUUUCCAUUGCUUGGUUGGUUAUGUUCUUCCAGCAAUGGAGUGGUAUCGAUGCUAUUAUUUACUACGCUUCCAACGUCUUCGUCAGCCUCGGUCUGACUGGCGGUACCAUUGCCCUCUUGGCCACCGGUGUGACCGGUGUCGUCUUCCUUAUCUCUACCGUCCCCGGAAUGUUGGUCAUCGACAAGGUCGGCCGCAAGCCCAUGCUUCUGGGUGGAUCAUUCGUCAUGUUCGCCAGCAUGGUCAUCGUCGGCGUAAUCGUCGCCAAGUUCCAACAUGACUGGCCCAACCACGUAGCAGCCGGCUGGACCGCAGUUGCUCUAAUCUGGCUCUACAUCGCAAGCUUCGGCGCCACCUGGGGCCCCGUCUCCUGGACUCUGGUCUCCGAGAUCUUCCCUCUCUCCAUCCGCGCCAAGGGUGCCUCCAUCGGUGCUUUUAGCAACUGGAUCAACAACUUCGCCAUCGCGUUCUUCGUGCCUCCUAUGCUCGAGGACUGGCAAUGGGGUACCUACAUCUUCUUUGCUGGUUUCCUUGCCGUCGGUAUCGCCUGGGUUUGGUUCUUCCUGCCCGAGACCAAGGGUGCUUCUCUCGAGGAUAUGGAUCGUGUGUUUAACAGUAACGCUGGCGAGCAGGAUGCCGAGCUCCUCCGUGAGGCACAGCGCGAUGUUGGCCUGACUGCUUUCCUUCAGCGUAUGUCGGGUGGCGCUGAUAUGGAGAAGAGUGAAGGAUCACAGUAUAUUGAGAAGCUUUGA